This is a messenger RNA of Cricetulus griseus (Chinese hamster), 8966 nucleotides long. The record is from RefSeq and is a predicted model, not a curated record. NCBI's taxonomy places the organism in Eukaryota, Metazoa, Chordata, Mammalia, Rodentia, Cricetidae.
GCUUGAGAUGCUCCCAGCCAAGUGGGACCUGCCUGAAUGGAGGGAGGUGCGAAGUGGCCAACGGCACCGAAGCCUGUGUCUGCAGCGGUCCCUUCGUGGGCCAACGAUGCCAGGACCCCAAUCCGUGCCUGAGCACACCCUGCAAGAAUGCUGGAACAUGCCAUGUUGUGGAACAUGGUGGCACUGUGAAUUAUGCCUGCAGCUGUCCCCUGGGUUUCUCUGGGCCCCUCUGCCUGACACCUCUGGACAAUGCCUGCCUAGCCAACCCCUGCCGCAACGGGGGCACCUGUGACCUGCUCACUCUCACAGAAUACAAGUGCCGUUGUCCCCCAGGAUGGUCAGGAAAGUCAUGUCAGCAAGCUGACCCAUGUGCCUCCAACCCCUGUGCCAAUGGUGGCCAGUGCCUGCCCUUUGAGUCUUCAUACAUCUGUGGCUGCCCACCUGGCUUCCAUGGCCCCACCUGCAGGCAAGAUGUUAACGAGUGCAGCCAAAACCCUGGGCUGUGCCGCCACGGAGGCACCUGCCACAAUGAGAUCGGCUCCUAUCGCUGUGUCUGCCGUGCCACCCAUACUGGUCCCCACUGUGAACUACCCUACGUGCCCUGCAGCCCCUCACCCUGCCAGAACGGGGGCACCUGCCGCCCUACAGGAGAUACCACCCACGAGUGCGCCUGUCUGCCAGGUUUUGCUGGCCAGAACUGUGAAGAAAAUGUGGAUGACUGUCCAGGAAACAACUGCAAGAAUGGAGGUGCCUGUGUGGAUGGUGUGAAUACCUAUAAUUGCCGCUGCCCACCGGAAUGGACAGGUCAGUACUGCACAGAGGAUGUGGAUGAGUGUCAGCUCAUGCCCAACGCUUGCCAGAAUGGUGGGACCUGCCACAAUACCCAUGGUGGCUACAACUGUGUGUGUGUCAACGGUUGGACUGGCGAGGAUUGCAGUGAGAACAUUGAUGACUGUGCCAGUGCUGCCUGUUUCCAGGGUGCCACCUGCCAUGAUCGUGUGGCCUCCUUCUACUGCGAGUGUCCACAUGGGCGAACGGGUCUGCUGUGCCACCUCAACGAUGCAUGCAUCAGCAACCCCUGCAAUGAGGGCUCCAACUGCGACACCAAUCCUGUCAAUGGCAAGGCCAUCUGCACUUGCCCCUCUGGGUACACGGGGCCAGCCUGCAGCCAGGACGUGGAUGAAUGUGCUCUGGGUGCCAACCCCUGUGAGCAUGCGGGCAAGUGCCUCAACACACUGGGUUCCUUUGAGUGCCAGUGUCUACAGGGCUACACGGGGCCCCGCUGUGAGAUUGAUGUCAAUGAGUGCAUCUCUAACCCAUGUCAGAAUGAUGCCACCUGCCUGGACCAAAUUGGGGAGUUCCAGUGUAUAUGUAUGCCAGGUUAUGAGGGUGUGUACUGUGAGAUCAAUACGGACGAGUGCGCCAGCAGCCCCUGCCUGCACAAUGGCCACUGCAUGGACAAGAUCAACGAGUUCCUGUGUCAGUGCCCCAAAGGCUUCAGCGGGCACCUGUGCCAGUAUGACGUGGAUGAGUGUGCAAGCACACCUUGCAAGAAUGGUGCCAAGUGUCUGGAUGGGCCCAACACCUACACCUGCGUGUGCACAGAAGGUUACACAGGGACCCACUGCGAGGUAGACAUCGAUGAAUGUGACCCUGACCCCUGUCACUAUGGUUUCUGCAAGGAUGGUGUGGCCACCUUUACCUGCCUCUGCCAGCCAGGCUACACAGGCCAUCACUGUGAGACCAACAUUAAUGAGUGCCACAGCCAGCCAUGCCGCCAUGGGGGCACCUGCCAGGACCGUGACAACUCCUACCUCUGCUUAUGCCUCAAGGGAACCACAGGACCCAACUGUGAGAUCAACUUGGAUGACUGUGCCAGCAACCCCUGUGACUCAGGCACAUGUCUGGACAAGAUUGAUGGCUACGAGUGUGCCUGUGAGCCAGGCUACACAGGCAGCAUGUGUAACGUCAACAUUGAUGAGUGUGCAGGCAGCCCCUGCCACAAUGGGGGUACCUGUGAGGAUGGCAUCGCUGGCUUCACCUGCCGCUGCCCUGAGGGCUACCACGACCCCACGUGCCUGUCUGAGGUUAACGAGUGCAACAGUAACCCCUGCAUCCACGGGGCUUGCCGGGAUGGCCUCAAUGGGUACAAGUGUGACUGUGCCCCUGGAUGGAGUGGAACAAACUGUGACAUCAACAACAAUGAGUGUGAGUCAAACCCUUGUGUCAAUGGUGGCACCUGCAAAGACAUGACCAGUGGCUACGUGUGUACCUGCCGAGAAGGCUUCAGUGGCCCUAACUGCCAGACCAACAUCAACGAGUGUGCCUCCAACCCCUGCCUGAACCAGGGGACCUGUAUUGAUGAUGUCGCUGGGUACAAGUGCAACUGUCCUCUGCCCUACACAGGAGCCACGUGUGAGGUGGUGUUGGCCCCAUGUGCCACCAGCCCCUGCAAAAACAGUGGUGUGUGCAAGGAGUCUGAGGACUACGAGAGCUUUUCCUGUGUCUGUCCCACAGGCUGGCAGGGUCAAACCUGCGAGAUUGACAUCAAUGAGUGUGUGAAGAGCCCCUGUCGCCAUGGUGCUUCCUGCCAGAACACCAAUGGCAGCUACCGCUGCCUCUGCCAGGCUGGCUACACAGGUCGCAACUGUGAGAGUGACAUCGAUGACUGCCGGCCCAAUCCAUGUCACAAUGGGGGCUCCUGCACUGAUGGCAUCAACAUGGCCUUCUGCGACUGCUUGCCCGGCUUCCAGGGUGCCUUCUGUGAGGAGGACAUCAACGAAUGUGCCAGUAAUCCCUGCAGAAAUGGUGCCAACUGCACCGAUUGUGUGGACAGCUACACAUGCACCUGCCCUGCAGGCUUCAAUGGCAUCCACUGCGAAAAUAACACACCUGACUGUACCGAGAGCUCCUGCUUCAAUGGUGGCACCUGUGUGGAUGGUAUCAACUCCUUCACCUGUCUGUGUCCACCUGGCUUCACGGGCAGCUACUGCCAGUAUGAUGUCAAUGAGUGCGACUCACGGCCCUGUCUGCAUGGUGGCACCUGCCAAGACAGCUAUGGCACCUAUAAGUGUACCUGCCCACAGGGUUACACUGGCCUCAACUGCCAGAACCUUGUGCACUGGUGCGACUCAGCUCCCUGCAAGAAUGGUGGCAAGUGCUGGCAGACCAACACGCAGUACCACUGUGAAUGCCGUAGCGGCUGGACUGGCUUCAAUUGUGAUGUGCUCAGUGUGUCCUGCGAGGUGGCUGCACAGAAACGAGGCAUCGAUGUCACCCUCCUGUGCCAGCAUGGAGGCCUCUGUGUGGAUGAGGAAGACAAGCAUUACUGCCAUUGCCAGGCAGGCUACACGGGCAGCUACUGUGAGGAUGAGGUGGAUGAGUGCUCACCUAACCCAUGCCAGAACGGAGCCACCUGCACUGACUACCUGGGUGGUUUUUCCUGCAAGUGUGUCGCUGGCUAUCAUGGAUCUAACUGUUCUGAGGAGAUCAAUGAGUGCCUCUCCCAGCCCUGUCAAAAUGGGGGUACCUGCAUUGAUCUGACCAACACUUACAAGUGCUCCUGCCCCAGGGGCACACAGGGUGUACACUGUGAGAUCAACGUUGAUGACUGCCAUCCCCACCUUGACCCUGCCUCCCGAAGCCCCAAGUGCUUCAACAAUGGCACCUGUGUGGACCAGGUGGGUGGCUAUAGCUGCACCUGCCCACCAGGCUUCGUCGGAGAACGUUGUGAGGGUGACAUCAAUGAGUGUCUCUCCAACCCCUGUGACCCACGAGGCACCCAAGACUGCGUGCAGCGUGUUAAUGACUUCCACUGCGAGUGCCGGGCUGGCCACACUGGACGCCGCUGCGAGUCAGUCAUCAACGGCUGCAGGGGCAAACCAUGCAAGAAUGGGGGUGUCUGUGCUGUGGCUUCCAACACUGCCCGCGGAUUCAUCUGCAGGUGCCCUGCGGGCUUUGAAGGUGCCACGUGUGAGAAUGAUGCCCGCACUUGUGGCAGCUUGCGCUGCCUCAAUGGUGGCACAUGUAUCUCAGGCCCACGAAGUCCCACCUGCCUAUGCUUGGGCUCCUUUACUGGCCCUGAGUGCCAGUUCCCAGCCAGCAGCCCCUGUGUGGGUAGUAACCCUUGCUACAAUCAGGGCACCUGUGAGCCCACAUCCGAGAGCCCUUUCUACCGCUGUCUGUGCCCUGCCAAAUUCAACGGGCUGCUGUGCCACAUCCUGGACUACAGCUUCACAGGUGGUGCUGGGCGCGACAUUCCCCCGCCACAGAUUGAGGAGGCCUGCGAGCUGCCUGAGUGCCAGGAAGAUGCAGGCAACAAGGUCUGCAACCUGCAGUGCAAUAAUCACGCAUGUGGCUGGGAUGGUGGUGACUGCUCCCUCAACUUCAAUGACCCUUGGAAGAACUGCACGCAGUCCUUACAGUGCUGGAAGUAUUUUAGUGAUGGCCACUGUGACAGCCAGUGCAACUCAGCCAGCUGCCUUUUUGAUGGCUUCGACUGCCAGCGCACCGAGGGACAGUGCAACCCUCUGUAUGACCAGUAUUGCAAGGACCACUUCAGUGACGGCCAUUGUGACCAGGGCUGCAACAGUGCCGAGUGCGAUUGGGAUGGGCUAGACUGUGCAGACCAUGUGCCUGAGCGACUGGCAGCUGGCACAUUGGUGCUGGUGGUGCUGCUCCCACCUGAGCAGCUACGCAACAACUCCUUCCACUUCCUGCGGGAGCUCAGCCACGUGCUGCACACCAAUGUGGUCUUCAAGCGUGAUGCAGAAGGCCAGCAGAUGAUCUUCCCCUACUACGGCCAUGAGGAAGAGCUGCGCAAGCACCCCAUCAAGCGCUCUGCAGUGGGUUGGACCACCUCUUCACUGCUUCCCAGCACCAAUGGGGGGCGCCAGCGCAGGGAGCUGGACCCCAUGGACAUCAGAGGCUCCAUUGUCUACCUGGAGAUUGACAACCGGCAAUGUGUACAGUCAUCCUCACAGUGCUUCCAGAGUGCCACCGAUGUGGCUGCCUUUCUGGGCGCUCUUGCUUCUCUUGGCAACCUCAAUAUCCCCUACAAGAUCGAGGCUGUAAAGAGUGAGACGGUUGAGCCUCCGCUGCCCUCGCAGCUGCACCUCAUGUACCUGGCAGCCGCUGCCUUCGUGCUCCUGUUCUUUGUGGGCUGUGGGGUGCUGCUGUCCCGCAAGCGCCGGCGGCAGCAUGGCCAGCUGUGGUUCCCUGAGGGCUUCAAAGUGUCAGAGGCCAGCAAGAAGAAACGGAGAGAGCCCCUCGGCGAGGACUCUGUCGGCCUCAAGCCCCUGAAGAAUGCCUCAGAUGGUGCCCUGAUGGACGACAAUCAGAACGAGUGGGGGGAUGAAGACUUGGAGACCAAGAAGUUCCGGUUUGAGGAGCCAGUUGUUGUUCCUGACCUGGAUGAUCAGACGGACCAUCGGCAGUGGACCCAACAGCACCUGGAUGCUGCUGACCUGCGCAUGUCUGCCAUGGCCCCAACACCGCCUCAGGGUGAGGUGGAUGCUGACUGCAUGGAUGUCAAUGUCCGAGGACCUGAUGGCUUCACACCACUCAUGAUCGCCUCCUGCAGUGGAGGGGGCCUUGAGACAGGCAAUAGUGAAGAAGAAGAAGAUGCACCUGCUGUCAUCUCCGACUUCAUCUACCAGGGUGCCAGCUUGCACAACCAGACAGACCGCACAGGGGAGACUGCCCUCCACCUGGCUGCCAGAUACUCUCGUUCAGAUGCUGCCAAGCGCUUGCUGGAGGCUAGUGCAGAUGCCAACAUCCAGGACAACAUGGGGCGCACCCCAUUGCAUGCAGCUGUUUCUGCAGAUGCGCAGGGUGUCUUCCAGAUCCUGCUCCGGAACCGAGCCACAGAUCUGGAUGCCCGCAUGCAUGAUGGCACAACCCCACUGAUCCUGGCUGCACGCCUGGCCGUGGAGGGCAUGCUGGAGGACCUCAUCAACUCGCAUGCAGACGUCAAUGCUGUGGAUGACCUAGGCAAGUCGGCCUUGCACUGGGCAGCGGCAGUGAACAAUGUGGAUGCUGCAGUUGUACUCCUGAAGAACGGAGCCAACAAAGACAUGCAGAACAACAAGGAGGAGACUCCCCUGUUCCUGGCCGCCCGUGAGGGCAGCUAUGAGACUGCCAAAGUGCUGCUGGACCAUUUUGCCAACCGGGACAUCACAGAUCAUAUGGACCGACUGCCACGGGACAUUGCUCAGGAGCGCAUGCACCACGAUAUUGUGCGGCUGCUGGAUGAGUACAACCUGGUGCGCAGCCCACAGCUGCAUGGCACUGCCCUGGGUGGCACACCCACCCUGUCACCCACACUCUGCUCGCCCAACGGCUACCUGGGCAACCUCAAGUCUGCCACACAAGGCAAAAAGGCCCGCAAGCCCAGCACCAAAGGGCUAGCCUGUGGCAGCAAGGAAGCUAAGGACCUCAAAGCACGGAGGAAGAAGUCCCAGGAUGGCAAGGGCUGCCUGUUGGACAGCUCAAGCAUGCUGUCACCUGUGGACUCCCUUGAGUCACCUCACGGCUACUUGUCAGAUGUGGCCUCACCACCCCUCCUCCCCUCCCCAUUCCAGCAGUCUCCAUCCAUGCCUCUCAGCCACCUUCCUGGUAUGCCUGACACCCACCUGGGCAUCAGCCACUUGAAUGUGGCAGCCAAGCCUGAAAUGGCAGCACUGGCUGGAAGCAGCCGGCUGGCCUUUGAGCCACCGCCCCCACGCCUCCCCCACCUGCCUGUAGCCUCCAGUGCCAGCACAGUGCUGAGUACCAAUGGCUCCGGGGAGGAGGAGUGGCUGGCCCCCAGCCAGUACAACCCACUACGGCCAGGUGUGGCAUCGGGCACGCUGAGCACACAGGCAGCUGGCCUCCAGCAUGGCAUGAUGGGCCCACUACACAGCAGCCUUUCCACCAAUACCUUGUCCCCAAUGAUCUACCAGGGCUUGCCCAACACACGGCUGGCUACGCAGCCCCAUCUGGUGCAGACCCAGCAGGUGCAGCCACAGAACUUACAAAUCCAGCCUCAGAACCUGCAGCCACCAUCACAGCCACACCUCAGUGUGAGCUCAGCAGCCAACGGGCACCUGGGCCGGAGCUUCCUGGGUGGGGAGCACAGCCAGGCAGAUGUGCAGCCACUGGGCCCCAGCAGUCUGCCUGUGCACACCAUUCUGCCCCAGGAGAGCCAGGCCCUGCCCACAUCACUGCCAUCCUCGAUGGUACCGCCCAUGACCACUACCCAAUUCCUGACCCCUCCUUCCCAGCACAGUUACUCAUCCUCACCUGUGGACAACACCCCCAGCCACCAGCUGCAGGUGCCAGAGCACCCCUUCCUCACCCCAUCCCCUGAGUCCCCUGACCAGUGGUCCAGCUCCUCCCCGCAUUCCAACAUCUCUGAUUGGUCCGAGGGCAUCUCCAGCCCGCCCACCAGCAUGCCGUCCCAGAUCACCCACAUUCCAGAGGCAUUUAAGUAAACAGUGAUGUGGGAUGCAGGACCCCAGCUUCCGUUCCCAAGCCCUGUUGGGAGUCGUUUCCAGUGCUCCAGGAUGCAGGGGCGACCAAAGGAGCUUUUAAAAAAAAAUGUUUUUAUACAAAAUAAGAGGACAAGAAUUUCCAUUUUUUUUAGUAUUUAUUUAUGUACUUUUAUUUUCCACAGAAACACUGCCUUUUUAUUUAUAUGUAUUGUUUUCUAUGGCACUAGGGAAAAACGUAUCUGUUCCAAGAAAAUAAACUAGUUCUCAGAGCCUUGAUUUUCCUGGUCAGGGUGAAGUUCCCUGUGUGUUUGUAAAAUAUGAACAAGGAUUCAUGAUUUGUAAAUGCUGUUUAUUUAUUGAUUGCUUCUUUCCAAAAUCAAAAAAGAAACCAUGACAGAAGGGAAGCUGGCAUCUGCCAUUGCCAGAAGUUCCUUCCCAUCUACCCAGAGGCCUGCCACCUUAGAACCGCUGCCCCCUCCUCCCAGUUUGACCUGGGCUUCGUAGAUGUGUUUAGAGAGGCCAAGACCUUCACACGUUGGGCUCAUAAUUUUGUAUCUAAAGCAGAAAGCAAGUAAAAUAAUGUGGUUUAGACAUUUUCUAAAACCACCAGCUUGGGUUUAAAAAGAGGUGUCCUUGGCAUGUACAGAGAGUGUGCUACCCGGUACCAGUCAUGAAUCUUCAGGCUUCAGUGUUCCAUAGUAGUGUUUAUGGGCUUUGGGGGUACUUCCCUCCCGCCUUGCCCUGCCCCACUGUCCCCUUCCUGACAUCUUAAGCCAGUGAGCCAUGCAAGAUGUGGUGCCUCCUGGGACCAUGUGGAGUAACCCCACCUCCUGGAGAAAGACACGCCUGGACUUUUCCCUGGGGGGCCCCAGCAUCACUCCUUGAACAGCGUCAUCCAAAUUUAACUGAGGAUGGACUGUCCCUGUCCUGUCUGGGCUCCUGAGACCUGACUGCUGAAGGGCUCCAAUGUGCAUUGUAGACUCACCAGAGUAGCCUGCGUUAAGUCCUCAAGGAAAUCUGGGCUGUGCAGUCCUCUGACCCGCUAACUGCCCUGGGUGGGGACAUGCCUUGAGUGUGGUGGAAUGUGGGUGGAGCCUGCUUCUGGGAGAUCCCUCCUGGUUCAGGGCGGUGCUCACAGCAGUUUCUUGCAGUAUCAAGUAUAAGCCUGUGGCAGAAUAAGUAUCUGUAAAUACAUGUUUAAAGGUGGAUUUUGUUUAAAAAAUCUAAAGGAACCAGUCUGUCCUGUGUCAAACUGAUGAAGAAUGUGAGAAUGUGGCUCAGCUCAGUGUGACCCAGGCCUCAUGACCUGCAGCUGCCGAACCAGUAGCUCCUAAGAGCACAACCCAGGAUGGCCCAUCUGCCGUCCACCAAGCCCUCUCCCAGCCACUGUGUGCUGGAGGCUCGCUCAGGGGCAGGUGUCCACCUCCUCAGGGCAGCUCCUCCUGGCUUUUGUGGGGGGGGGGCAUUGUCUGUGCCAUUCCUAGUAGGUAUGAC